AAAAUUUACUACGAUUCAACCAUGAGCUCUUAAAAACUCAAACGUCUAUGCCUUCAAAACCAGUGUAAAUUGCAAUAAUUGUACAUAACCAAAGCUCAGGAUCGAACCGAGGCUGUCAUUAAAACUACAGGCUUGACAAUUUAUACAGCAUCUAUAAAAAAUCACACCCUUGCUGUUUAUUUGCUUUCCACAAAGAUUUUCUCAUUGUUUAUUCAUCUACAUACACGUCUUAUCAUUUUUCAUCACAAAGCAUCUGUUUCGUAAAACACAGAGGAACAUUUUGACUCUUCUGCUCACUUCAGCUUGACUUUAGUAUGAAGGUACAAAUGUACUUCCUAAACUGAAUGUUUUCUGUGAUUCCUGAGUAAACAUGUCAAUAAAUUCAAUUGCAAGUGAUUAACAAAGGCAAUAAAAGGGCAGUGCUAAUGGUCUUGAAUGAUCUUUCGUGUGAAAGUUCACUUUAAUGGUGUGGAUGAGCAAGAAAACGAGAGAUGACUGAAAACACACACACACACAUUGUGGUCUGUGCAAGAUUAGCUCCUACUUCCGUAUACCCCAGCGUCUGAAGCUCAACUGAAGUGUUUCCUGACUGAAGUAGCGCAGCCUCAGAGUGUUUAACGCUUGUGUCUGGUGUUCAGAAUUCAGCAUGAGGAUAAUAAAACUUCAUUUCUAUCUACUUGUGUGCUGUGGAGCUGCAGAAGGUUUCACAGAGAAGUCAGUAGAUUUGGGACAAAAUGUGACUCUAAAGUGUGAGGUGUCUGUAAGAGAUGUGCUCUGGUUCCUGAUGAAGCCGUCAGAACCUCCGGUGUUUAUAUUACGCUCUUUCUCGAGCAGAUCCACGCGCCCAAAUUACAGUAGCAUGACCUUCAGCAAGAGAUUCUCAGUGCAAUAUAACAGCAGUUUAUUUAUACACAAUAUCAGUACUAAUGAAUUAGGAGUGUAUUAUUGUAUUCAAAGUGGUUCACCUCCCAACAUCAGCAGUGGAAUCAGACUUUACAUCCGGAAUCAUUCAGCUGAGAAUCAGACGUGUGAGGUUAAGCAGCGGCCUAAUCAGACAGCAGAUAAAUGUGAAGAGGUCAGACUCUGGAAAAGUCUCUUCAUCACCCUUGUAAUAAUCUGUCUCGUCAUUUUUGUCAUCAUGGUUUGCCGAUGCAAAAGAACUCCAAAACCUGGAAGGCAACAUCCAGACCCUGGUUUACAGCUGCGUCAGGACAACACAGUCGCUUUGUAUGAUGAGGUGCCGUACACCCCAAUGAACAGAUGCGUCAGGACGAAUAACCUCAACAGCACGUACGCUCUUCUACAGCCCCCAAUCCUGUGACCGGAGUGACCCCACGCAGACGAAUGACCUCACACAGCUGCAGGUUCGAACCCAAACACACAGACUUUAUUUUUAUGGAUGUUUCAUUAUAUCCAUGAAGAAGCCCCAUUUCUUCAGCUACUGAUUUGUGAUGGAUGAUUCACAAAUGAUUCAUUUAUGAAACAAAAUGAAUCAAUUCACAAGCGCACAUGAAGCUUUUUUCUUUCUUUUCUUUUUAAAGCCCAAUCUUUAUAAGCUAAAGCGGUGUUCUAGAUGCUGUUUGAGAUGCGAAUCAAAACUUGCAUUGUUUGAGUCACUUACAAAGAUGAUUUGAAAUAGUGACAGGACUGAAGUGAGUCAAGUUUCAAAUGCUUAAAACAUGUCCAGUCGGUGUUCUUACUAGAACACCGACCAUUUUAAGAAACGUGGAAGAAAAGUGUACAGUUUGUUCUAGCCAGACGUUUUGUCAUUAUAUAUAUCGUCUCGCUGGCCGAGAUAUUCCCAUAAUGCACUGAGAGUGUUUCAGUUUCAAUUGUAGGGUUAGUUCACAUUAAAAUGACAUUAAAAUGUGCAAUGAAAUAAAAUGUACGAUCUGUUUUAAAAUA
Messenger RNA from Ictalurus punctatus (channel catfish), 1905 nucleotides. RefSeq lists its product as uncharacterized. The record is from RefSeq and is a predicted model, not a curated record. Lineage: Eukaryota; Metazoa; Chordata; Actinopteri; Siluriformes; Ictaluridae. The transcript is spliced from 5 exons. Bases 647 to 1321 code for a protein of 224 amino acids.